AUGUGCGCCGCGAUUAAGGAGCCGUACCUUUCGAAGCCGCUUGGGCUCGAUGACCGAUCAAUCCGCUUACUGAUAGUCCAUCCGCCUUCCACAUCGGACUACAAUGGAGGACCAUUAAAGGCAGAUCUAAUGGUGGUACAACUCGACCAUUGCCCAGUCUUCUCGGCAUUAUCUUGUGUCUGGGGAGUACAAGCUUCGGCCCCUAUGACUAUUGAAUGUGGCGGCGUCCCAAUCAAAUUGACCGACAAUUGCCAUUCAGCUCUGCAGCAUCUAAGGCGAAGGCUGGGUUCAUUUACUAUCUGGGUGGAUGUCGUUGCCAUCAAUCAGGAUGAUGAUGCCGAGAAAUCAAAGCAGAUACCUCUGAUGAGUGCGAUCUAUCAAGGUGCGACAGAAGUCUUCAUCUGGCUUGGUGAUGGAAACGACAGAACCGAUAGGGCCAUGGCAUACUUGGAAGCUCAUGGACCGCUCGAGCGUGGAUUCACGGGACUGGCUAACAAGGCCGAUGUUGGUUUCUGGUCGGCACUUUUCACACUCUGGUCUCUAUACAUCACCCGCUGGAUGCCCCACAUGCACCGGUCGCCACCAAAGAUCUACGUCAAGCCAACAUCGCCGAAAGACAUCUGGUAUCGUACUCGCACAACAUCAAGGGUGUUCUUCGCCUCGGCUGAAGACAUAGCGGAACUUCUGGACAGGGAAUGGAUCAAGCGAAUUUGGACCUACCAAGAACUCAUGCUCGCCAGCAAUCCGAUCGUGAUUUGUGGUAACCGUGCCAUCUCAUGGUCCCAUCUUGCCAUGAAACUCACUACUUUUCACUACACGAGGGUCGAGUCAACGUCACCUACGCUGACGGCUUGGAGACGUAUAACGCUUACGAGACACCAUGUACAGGCCCUGCUAAAGUCUCAAACCACUUCUGACAACGCCAACCGUAAUCCAUUACCUGGAACCAAUUUUUGGAAGAUUAUCAAAAAUUUGUCGAGUGCGUCUCUCGUGUAA
This is a messenger RNA of Exophiala spinifera, 996 nucleotides long. RefSeq lists its product as uncharacterized. The coding region runs from base 1 to 996 and encodes 331 amino acids. The transcript has a single exon. Lineage: Eukaryota; Fungi; Ascomycota; Eurotiomycetes; Chaetothyriales; Herpotrichiellaceae. The record is from RefSeq and is a predicted model, not a curated record.